This is a messenger RNA of Olea europaea var. sylvestris, 462 nucleotides long. Its product is annotated as metallothionein-like protein type 3. The record is from RefSeq and is a predicted model, not a curated record. Lineage: Eukaryota; Viridiplantae; Streptophyta; Magnoliopsida; Lamiales; Oleaceae. The coding region runs from base 13 to 288 and encodes 91 amino acids. Gene Ontology annotation, biological process: intracellular copper ion homeostasis. The transcript is spliced from 3 exons. Gene Ontology annotation, molecular function: copper ion binding; zinc ion binding.
UAGCAGCUGCAAAUGAAACUUGAAGAUCAUAGCAAGCACCAAUUCACUUAUUCAAUUCUAUUUUCUGCUUCUUUUGAUACCAACUCAACCAUGUCGGACAAGUGUGGAAACUGCGAUUGCUCUGACAAGAGCCAGUGCGUGAAGAAGGGAAACGCCUAUGGUAUCGACAUCAUCGAGACAGACAUAAGCUACGUCGCGAUGGAUGCUCCAGCAGAGACCGAGAACUGUGGCAAGUGCAAGUGUGGUACAAGCUGCUCUUGCACCAAUUGCACCUGUUGUACUCACUGAUUACACGCAUAUCUAUAUGUAAUAUUUAGUAUGAUGAAAUAAGUUUGUGACAUUGUGGUCUGGUCUGGUGUGUUGUGUGUUAUUGAGUUAAAUUUGAGUGUCACAUUGUGUCCCUAUCAAUGUAAGGUUCAAAGUCUUUGUGGCGUUAAUAAACUCUAUUAUUAGUUUCUAAUA